AAUCCCAAUCGAUCUCCUCCGUCUCGAUCCUGUUCCGAUUCGUGUGUGGUGGAUUGCUUGGGGGAUUUUAUUGGGAGAGUUGGAUCUGCGUCCAAUGGGUAAGGAAAUUACAGAAGUAUCAAUUGAUGAACAAACAGAUUUUGUCAUGAGUGCACACAAUGGUAAAAUUAUUCAAAUUAGCCCUCGCAAACCUUCCACGGUUGCUGGGUCAUAUGAAGCUACAGAUAACAAUCAGGAUUAUGCAAAUUUUCAUGUGGUGCAUGUAGUACCUCGUAUUAGAAAUUUGAGUUUGGAUCAUGACAUGACAGAAAAGAAGUAUGGUGACCAGAAAUCAUUAAAACAGAGGUCAGCAGCAUCCAAUUCUGCUAAUGUAACUGUACGAUCUAACCACACUGUUCCUCAGCCAUUUGCUCUUGCAACUGAAAAGCGUGCUUCUGGGGGGGCUCGUGCUUUUGUUGCUGAAGCUCCUACCAACGGAGACAGACAUCCUAAUGAAGAUGUGCAAACAGCAAACAACCAAAAGAAGGUUCAGAGUAACUUGACAUUCACAUCUAGAAGGCCGUUGCAUCCCAAUGAAUUGAUGCACCCAGAUGAAGAGGAUUCUAGCUCUGUUAACUCUCUUACCAUACCAUCUGUAAGAAAUUUGAAAGUCAGUAAAACGGUGGCACUUGCUCCUUCAUUCAGAUGCAGUGAACGUGCAGAGAAGCGGAAGGAGUUCUACUCGAAAUUAGAAGAUAAACACCAGGCUCUGGAAGCAGAGAAACUCGAAUGUGAAGCUAGGACGAGGGAAGAGCAAGAAGCUGCACUAAAGCAACUAAGGAAGAGCUUGAAUUUCAAAGCAACACCAAUGCCUAGCUUCUACCAUGAGGGGCCUCCACCUAAGAUUGAACUAAAGAAGGUGCCUCCAACUCGUGCUAAAUCACCCAAGCUUGGUCGAAGGAAGAGCUAUGGCGACGCAAGCAAUCUGAUUGGAGAUAACUGCAGUAAAGCAUGUGAUCGGCAUCAGCAUCGCAGUUUAGGUACUAGCAAGGAUUCCCCAACCAAAUCACAGACCAGCCCCAAGAACAUGAACAUGACGAUCAAAGCCAAGGAAGGUGCCAAAUCGACUAGAGAAAGCUCCAAGCCCUAUGCCGAGAAGGCAGCUGCUCAUGCUACCAGUGUUAUCACUGUGCAGCCCUAAAUGUUUGCAUUUUCAUGCCCUUCUGAUCUAAAUUUUUCCUUGCAUCACAAAAUUUACAUGAUAAUUUAUUCCGACAUUCUCAAGUGUCAAUUUGUUGACGUUUGGUAACCAAUGUGAGGAGUUAGCAUCAGCGGACUUAAGACGUAUGAUGUAAAUUUUUGUACGUAUGUAAUGAUCCUGACAUUUGUGUGAACUGCUGCUGGAAUUACUCGUCUCGUGUUUGUAUCGUUCAUACUGGCAACGAUACAUUCUCACAAGUCAAAAGUUGUAGCAGAACAUUUGCUACUUGUAAUUGCGGCAA
Musa acuminata subsp. malaccensis (wild Malaysian banana) is the source of this 1481-nucleotide messenger RNA. RefSeq names its product protein WVD2-like 3. Gene Ontology annotation, biological process: microtubule cytoskeleton organization. Gene Ontology annotation, molecular function: microtubule binding. The record is from RefSeq and is a predicted model, not a curated record. Lineage: Eukaryota; Viridiplantae; Streptophyta; Magnoliopsida; Zingiberales; Musaceae.